Messenger RNA from Dicrocoelium dendriticum, 1798 nucleotides. The record is from the annotation of a GenBank genome assembly. Lineage: Eukaryota; Metazoa; Platyhelminthes; Trematoda; Plagiorchiida; Dicrocoeliidae.
CAGCAAGUUGCAUCAUACGUCAUCAUGAUAUUCUCCUGUCGUGGAUGAGAUAACUGAUAAGCACCCGAUUCAAUCCAACAGACCCAAACACCAAAAAAAACAGAAUUGGCAUGUCACACACUCCUCCCGCAACGCCCUUGAACACGCAAUCGACCGACCAAAGCCCCCAACAGCCUUCGACCACGACCUCCGAUAUGACCGCGUUGCUGGCUGAACGUUUGUCAACUGAGCUGGGGAAAUUAUGCGCCGCCUUAGCCUCCCUCUCUACUUCGCCAGUGGAGGAUUCGAACUCGCAGCCGCAUUUCGACGCACUUCAUUCACAUCCUGACAGCCAAACAGGCGAAAUUUUGACAUCUGUAAGGCAGCAGACUAGUUUACCUGAGGUGGAUUGGAGCAUGCUUACUGGUCCCUUGCCAACAGAGUCGGGAGGACCAUUCAUCCGGCUGGUGACACACGGACACGGUACACUAGUCCAUUUGGGCCAACUGGUUGGCAUUUUAGAUGAUCACUCUGCCUUUCUGCUCCAACGUGUUGUCAGCUUCGAUCCAACUAGAGUGCAGUUACACAUGUUGGCUAACCUGAAACCGGCUGAUAUUUUACUACUGACUGAGUCCAAACUCCAGCAACGCCGGCACAAGAGAGAACGGGCGUUAAAGGGUAGAGAUGGCAACCUGCUCUCAUCUCUCAUCACUACAGCCCAAGGUUUGGAAUCGGAGCGACACUCUGCAAAAUCAAGUGUACCCUCUGGUGAAGCCUACAACAACAACUGUCCAACCAUGCGACAUGGCCCUGUGCUUACAACACCUGGCCUGGUUCUGAUACGUGCAGACCAGGUGCGCGAGCUGGGCAUCAUUUCGGAAAACGGUGCAGCUGGCACUCCGUGGAUGCCAGAUCUGGUAGAUUUGGACUUGAGUGGAAGCGGUGAGGUGCCAAGCCAGUCAACAGACGAGCAAACGUCUGUAACCGAUGGACAACCGGCCACUCAGCAAGAGGCCCGUGGUUGCCAGGAUGAAGCACAAACAACAGACGCCUCUUGCAUCGUGUCUGGCCUCAACGAACGCCAGAUCAAUGCAACUUCCACUGUAGUGAAGAAAUCAAUGCACGGGAACGUGAAUGACGAUGAACCGGAAAGAUUGAGGAUCGAUUCACAUCAAUCUGACACACGGUCAACUGGUACGGUGCAUCGUGAUAGGCAGCGAGGUGCAGAAAGCGGACGAGUCAAUCAACGGCGGAACUGCGGCGCAUGUGGUGGAUCUCACAGGGACAACCGAAGAAACAGAAUGUUGCACUUCAACCGGGUGAUGACCCUGGAACCUUCGAGAGCUGGUGUAUGGAAUGAAGGAAACCGAUCCAGGUAUGCAGACGGUAAACAACGGAACAAGCUGUCAAUGCAGCCUCGCUUGAUUGCCUAUGACGCUGGAAUUGCUUUCGUGAACACUUUCAAUCGCAGAGCUGUGGCAGCCAAUCAUCAAUUCUGCUGCUGUGAUUGCAGGAGGACGAACCAACAGCUGCAGUGGAGAAGGACGUGUUGCUCUAGACCCAGAGGAAGAAACCGGGGACGAUUUAGUCCCAGACAGCAGCAAACCAAAUCACAAAGUCUACCUUUAGCUCUUCAAGCAAACUGCAGCUAACCGUUGACAACUUUAGUGAUGUCCAGCCAAUAAGACUUUUUUGCUAUUUGCACCAUUGAUAUUUGAAAGUAAUAUAAAUUAUUUCGAGAUCAGAAAAUGCAACCACAUACAUGCUCACAGAAUUCUAGCUAUUAUUCAUGCCAAGCACUAAACAGUGCUAAUGUACA